AUGACCCAGUCUGUAGUCCUUCAGGUCGGACAAUGCGGAAACCAGAUCGGCUGCUGCUUCUGGGACCUGGCGCUAAGGGAGCAUGCAGCGGUUAACCAGAAAGGAAUUUAUGAUGAAGCAAUAAGCAGCUUCUUUAGAAAUGUGGAUACCAGAGUGGUUGGUGAUGGUGGCAGUAUUUCCAAGGGAAAAAUUUAUUCUUUAAAAGCACGAGCUGUGCUUAUUGACAUGGAGGAAGGAGUCGUGAAUGAAAUUCUGCAGGGACCCUUAAGAGAUGUAUUUGAUAGCAAGCAGCUCAUCACCGAUAUUUCUGGCUCAGGGAAUAAUUGGGCAGUGGGUCACGGAGUCUUUGGCAGUCUUUACCGGGAACAAAUUUUGGAGAAACUCAGAAAAGCAGCAGAGCAAUGCGAUUGUUUGCAGUGCUUCUUCAUAAUACAUUCCAUGGGAGGAGGAACAGGAUCUGGACUUGGCACAUUUCUUUUAAAGAUGCUUGAAGAUGAGUUCCCAGAAGUAUACAGAUUUGUGACUUCAGUUUACCCUUCCAGUGAGGAUGAUGUCAUAACCUCACCUUAUAACAGCAUCUUGGCAAUGAAGGAACUUAAUGAGCAUGCAGACUGUGUGUUGCCCAUUGACAAUCAGUCUUUAUUUGACAUCAUUAGCAAAAUUGACGUCAUGGUGAGUUCUGGAAAAUUGGGUAAAACUGUGAAACCAAGGAGUCUAAUCACUUCAAGUGCUGGCAUUUUAAAAAAACGGCAUGAGAAGCCUUUUGAUGCAAUGAACAACAUUGUGGCAAAUUUGCUACUCAACCUCACAAGUUCUGCCAGGUUUGAAGGAUCUCUCAAUAUGGACCUUAACGAAAUCAGCAUGAAUUUAGUCCCUUUCCCCCAGCUUCAUUAUCUUGUGUCAAGCCUGACACCUCUGUAUACCUUGGCAGAUGUUAACAUUCCCCCGCGAAGGUUGGAUCAGAUGUUUUCAGAUGCUUUUAGUAAAGAUCACCAGCUAAUUCAGGCUGACCCCAAACAUAGUCUUUACCUUGCUUGUGCCUUAAUGGUUAGAGGAAAUGUACAGAUUUCAGAUCUUCGCAGAAAUAUUGAAAGAUUAAAACCUUCUCUGCAUUUUGUCUCCUGGAAUCAAGAAGGCUGGAAGACCAGCCUAUGUUCAGUACCUCCUGUGGGCCAUUCUCAUUCAUUAUUAGCUUUAGCAAAUAACACAUGUGUGAAACCUACCUUUAUGGAACUGAGAGAGAGAUUCAUGAAGCUCUACAAGAAAAAGGCUCACCUUCAUCACUAUCUACAAGUUGAAGGAAUGGAGGAAAGCUGCUUUACUGAAGCUGUGUCAUCUUUAUCAGCCCUCAUACAAGAGUAUAACCAGCUGGAUGCCACAAAAAGCAUGCCUGUACAAGAUUUACCUCGACUAAGCAUAGUUAUGUGA
Elephantulus edwardii (Cape elephant shrew) is the source of this 1428-nucleotide messenger RNA. It is a transcript of the gene TUBE1, whose product is annotated as tubulin, epsilon 1. Gene Ontology annotation, biological process: mitotic cell cycle; microtubule cytoskeleton organization. Gene Ontology annotation, cellular component: microtubule; cytoplasm. The coding region runs from base 1 to 1428 and encodes 475 amino acids. The record is from RefSeq and is a predicted model, not a curated record. Lineage: Eukaryota; Metazoa; Chordata; Mammalia; Macroscelidea; Macroscelididae. Gene Ontology annotation, molecular function: GTP binding; structural constituent of cytoskeleton. The transcript has 12 exons.